Struthio camelus australis is the source of this 2015-nucleotide messenger RNA. It is a transcript of the gene CCDC51, whose product is annotated as coiled-coil domain containing 51. Lineage: Eukaryota; Metazoa; Chordata; Aves; Struthioniformes; Struthionidae. The record is from RefSeq and is a predicted model, not a curated record.
UUAGCCGGGGCCCCCACAAGUUCGUCCUGUUGGCUGCCAGAACGUAACGCGCACGGCAGCUGGGGCACGAGCCUUGCCUAGAGCUCCGCAGGUAACUGCGGGCGGAGGCGGGUUCGCAUUAGGCGAGGCAGAGAGGGACAAGGCCCGUUAUCGGGGGACACGGCUUCUCAAAACCGACCCCGCGGCCUGGCAGCGCGGGCAGAGCAACCGUCUGUGCAGAGAAUUGUUAGCAUCGGAAGCAUUGUGUGUUAAACUGAAGCAUGAAAACACAUAGCAAAAAUUCAUAUGAGAAGCACUUUUUGGGCUUAAGCGUUAUGUUACUCUGAAUAUACUCCUGCUGAUACUGGUUCUACACAUCCUGAACGCUAUUCAGGAUGCAGUGAGUGAACUAGUAAUCGAAAGGUAUUGUGAAGGUACUUACUAAUGAGAGAAAAGCAGGAAUCUGUGGCAGAACUGCCUUUUAGUGAAAAUUCUGGAAAAUCCCCUAGCACUUUAAUUACUAAAUUCAAGACAUGAGGCCAAUGAAAUAUAAAUCAAGUGUGUCCUCAGUGUCCAGUGGUCUGCAAUAUCACCGUUCUUUGAUAAAGCGGAGCCAAAGAAUGAAUUUGCGCAAAGUACGGACUUACUCUUCAUCAGCACCUAAGAGGCCCGAAGCCAAGUCUGUAACAGAAAUGGCUAUGGGUCUUCUUAAUCGUCUGACAGAAGCUGGGACCAUUAUGGGAAAAAAAUCACUUCAAAAAAUAUCCACAACAUGCAAGAGUUGGUGGGACAGAUAUGAAGAGUUUGUUGGUCUUAAUGAAGUUCGAGAAGCUCAGGGGAAAGUGACGCAGGCUGAAAAUGUCUUUAUGAUAGCUCGAGGGAUAGUACGAGAAACUCGUGAAAAUGUAGAAGCCCAACAAAUUAAACUGAAGGAAAUUCGGGACCGCUUAGACAGGGUCUCUCGGGAUGACACCCAGUACUUAGAACUGGCUACUCUGGAACACAGGUUGCUGCAGGAAGAGAAGAGGUACCGAGCUGCCUAUUUAAAUGCAGAAGAAUCGGAGCGAGAAAAAUUCUCUCUCUUCUCUGCAGCUGUAAGGGAAAGCCAUGAGAAAGAGCGAACAAGAGCUGAAAAAACAAAGAACUGGUCCAUUAUUGGCUCUGUACUGGGAGCCAUUAUAGGUGUUCUUGGUUCUACCUACGUUAAUCGAGUAAGGCUACAAGAAUUAAAAGCCUUGCUGCUUGAAGCACAGAAGGGCCCAAUAAGUCUGCAAGAAGCCAUCAAAGAACAGGCCUCCAGCCAUUACGUACAGCAGAAGGAUCUCAGCGACAUCAUAGCAGACCUGAAAAACGUGCUGCAAACAAGGACCUCCCAGGAAAUAAAAGAAGGUGUUUUGUUAGCUAGAGAAGACAGGAAUGACUCCUUUAAAAUAGAUUCUCUUUUAAUUCCUUUGAAAGAACAGCUAAGCUACACUAAACAAGUCAGUUCAUGUCUGGGGAAUUUACAGCAGCAGUUUAGCAGUCUGCAAGAAAGUAUAGCGCAUAUGAUUUCUGAGAUGCAAAGUGUUAAGCAGGCUUCUGAAGUGAAAGAUAACCUCGGCCAGUGCCCGUGCCUCCUCCGCGGAGCCUGCUCUGACCUGCAGCUGCUGUUCCGCUUCUGCGCGUCCUCGUCAAACGUCCUCUCCUCCACAGAGGAUUUGCGGCUGGGUGAACUCAGCCCCAAUUCAGAGGAAGGUUUUCAGGCGCUCGGUUCUCCGGGGACGCCGCUCGGUAUAGAGAGCGCCGACGUCUGUGCUGUGCUCGCGGCUGGGGCUUUCGGCUUCAAAGGAACGAAGGUGACAAAACCAUCGGGCGGUUUAGGUUACGCAUCUCCGCUUCGGGCGGUUCUGCUCGGUGGUGCCGUUGCCCGCUCCAAGGUUCAGCCGGGACGGCGUGUUCUUCCCCCGUUUGGCAGAGAAGAGGCACAAGUUAUUGCGGGGCUGCGCGGUGUGAGGGAGCUGCGGGUGUUCACACCGGGCUGCUGCGGAAGGCGCUAA